This is a messenger RNA of Neopsephotus bourkii (Bourke's parrot), 1752 nucleotides long. RefSeq lists its product as uncharacterized. Lineage: Eukaryota; Metazoa; Chordata; Aves; Psittaciformes; Psittacidae. The coding region runs from base 199 to 1752 and encodes 517 amino acids. The record is from RefSeq and is a predicted model, not a curated record. Gene Ontology annotation, cellular component: perinuclear region of cytoplasm. The transcript has 12 exons.
AGAGGAGCUGGAAAGGCUUGUGGUGCUGAUGUGCUCUGGCACCUGAUGUGUGCCAGCAGCCUUCUCAUCAAGGGGACCUGGACGUCACUGUCACCAUAGAGACAGAAAUGAGGAUUCGAUUUCAAAAGGUGAAGAGAAGCUGGCAAUUAGGAAGGAGAAAGCAUUUUCUGCUGCAGGUCUGAGAAAGGGCAGGCUGGCAUGGAGAAAGAGAAGUUCCAGCAGAAGGCUCUGAAGCAAACUAAGCAGAAGAAAUCCAAGUCGGCUGAAUUUCUGAUGGUAAAAGAAGAGAGAGCAGCAAUAGAAGGCAUUGAAAAUCCAGCUUUUAAUGUCAGCAGCACAGAUCUUUCAGCAUAUCAGCCUUCAAAAGAGAAAGUUACUACACAUGACAAGCCAGAUAGCACCCUUGCAGCUCACCAACAAAAACUCAGGCUACAAGCCCAUGCUGAACCAAGAGGAAAUGAAUACAGCAGAAAUUACUUUGACCUGUUGAUGGAUGAGGAAAUAAACCCAAGGCAGUGUGGGAUGGAGGUCAGUGAAGAAGAUCCUGUGAAAUUUGAUGAGCAAAUCCUUUAUGGUAAAUUGAUGAAGCUUCUAGAUGAAGAAAACAUAACAUUGGACUUACAAGCCAGUGUUGCCAGUGAGGAUUUUCCAGACUCCGUGAUGCCUGUCAGCUCCAGUAAAGCACAUGACCUUCACAGGGAGCUUGAAGAUGAAGAGAUUCCUUCAUAUAUCGAACAAUUUGAGAGAGAUGUUCAGGAUGACAUAAUUCUGCUUGGCAGCUUUUCACUGGAACAGAUUUUAACGUUUUCUUUUGUGGCUAAAAUCUUAACUGAAUAUGUGCCUUGGCAACCUAAGAGAGCCUAUCCUCUGAUUGCCUCUGUAGAUGCCCAAGUUAAUCCUGAAUGUUCUUCCCUCUUCUCUAACUGCUGCAGAGUGAGAAGUCAGCUGUUGAAAGCAGAGGGGAAUGAAAGUGAAGAAGAAAUGGUAGCCAGCUUUGGUAACCUUGCAGUUCUGAAUGCUGGAUUAAAUGUAGCAACAGGACCUUGUAAGAAGGUUGACUGCUCCAAGACACCACAGCUGAUAGAAAUUCACGUCAAAUGCCUAAGGGGAGUCAAAGAUAAGGUCCCUAAAGGCCACUACACUCUCAAAGUUUCUGUUCUCAGCCGCUUAGGUGGUGAUUUGCUGGAGUGGCCCAAAAUGAAGGAGCAGCCUCAGGCCAGGACGACGCUGCCUGUUAGUCACAACGGAAACUUCUACAACACUGAAAUCUACUUUGAACAAAGUAUCCAGACAGUUCUACCACCUACAAAAGCUGUGAAGCCAGGCAUGGUACUCCUUUUUGAACUCUUCCUUCUUCGUGGGACACAUACUUGGAUUGAUCGAGAAGUGGGAUGGGGAGCUUUUCCUGUGUGUGACAACAAUUUUAAUACUUUGGAGGGAAAAUUUAAGUGUCCAUUCCUUAGAGGUCAUUAUGACACCAAAAUUGACCGAUUCAAGAAAAUUGAAAAUUUAAUUUCUCAAGACUUGGAUCACUGGUUAUGCAAUCUCUAUUUCCAGAUAACUAAACUACCACAGGAUUCAGAUGAGCAAAGUAAGCGUGGUAUGCAUCUUAAUCUCCUGCCCGAACAUGUUAUGUAUUCAAGCACUGCUGAAAAGAAUGGUGUCUCAGAGAAUGUUGAACAGCCUGGACUGCAAGGUGAUGGAUUCAAACUUUCAUGUUUUUAUUCAGGCUUUCAUUGGAGCAACCCAUAG